Messenger RNA from Olea europaea var. sylvestris, 1219 nucleotides. RefSeq names its product calcineurin subunit B-like. NCBI's taxonomy places the organism in Eukaryota, Viridiplantae, Streptophyta, Magnoliopsida, Lamiales, Oleaceae. Gene Ontology annotation, molecular function: calcium ion binding. The record is from RefSeq and is a predicted model, not a curated record. The transcript is spliced from 6 exons. Bases 151 to 678 code for a protein of 175 amino acids.
ACUUGGUUUCCGAAACCCAGUGAACAAAUGCAUCAGCAACUCGGCGAGGUCAAAAACCGAUAACCAAAACCCCACCCCCUCCACCCACCAAUUCCGCAGCAUUCAAUUGUACAGCAGACAGACCUCAGAGCUUCUUCCAAGAAUCAAAACAUGGGGAACACUUCCUCCAUGCUCACUCAGUACGACAUAGAAGAAGUUCAAGAUCACUGCAAUCACACCUUUUCGCAGCAGGAGAUAGUAUCAUUAUAUCAGAGGUUCUGUCAGCUGGAUCGUAAUGGAUGUGGCUUCAUCUCGGCCGAUGAGUUCAUGUCGGUACCCGAAUUUGCCGUCAAUCCUCUCUCCCAGAGGUUGUUGAGAAUGCUGGAUGGACUAAAUUUCAAGGAGUUCGUGGCAUUCUUAUCUGCUUUUAGCUCUCGGGCAAGCUUGCAGCAGAAAGUGGAAUUUAUUUUUAAGGUUUAUGACUCUGACGGUAAUGGGAAGGUUACUUUCAAUGAAAUGCUGGACAUUUUACGUGACUUGACUGGUCAAUUUAUUUCUGAACAUCAAAGAGAGGAAGUCCUUACCCAAGUUCUAGAGGAAGCAGGCUACGCAAAGGAUUCUUUGUUAGUUCAAGCCGACUUCAUGAAGAUUGUUGGCAACUCUGGUUUGAAGAUGGAAGUCGAGGUUCCAGUAGACUAGAGAAAAAAUAACAUGUUUCCCUGGUGAAAAUCUUGAGUAGCCUACUACCCUGAAUAAUGGAUCCCUUAAUUCUUAGUUUAAGAUUUCAUUGUCAUAACAUUUCUUAAGAUAGCUGGCUUCUUAAUCAUCUGUCCUAUGCAAAUAUUUCCCUUUUUUUUUCUUUUUCUUUUUUUUAAGAUUGCUGGAAAUUCCUCUGAAAGCUCAAUCUUGAGUAACCUACUACCCUGAAUAAUGGAUCCGUUAAUUCUUAGGUUAAGAUUUCAUUGUCAAAACAUUUCUUAAGAUAGCUGGCUUCUCCCUGAUCGAAAAAACAUAGAAAGUGUGAAUCAUCUGUCAUAUGCAAAUGUUUGCUAUUUUUUUGUGGUUAAGAUUGCUGGAAAAUCCUCUGAAAGCUCAAUUUAUGGUCAUUGACAGUCUUCUGCAAGCGACAUAAACCAAACUUGUUCUAGUUUUAGUAAUAUUGAUGAACAUUUCUAUGUAUAUAAUCAAACAAACUACUUUUUUGAUUAUUUGUAUGCUGAAACUUUGUGCAUUCUCUUAA